This is a messenger RNA of Parastagonospora nodorum SN15, 825 nucleotides long. RefSeq lists its product as hypothetical. NCBI's taxonomy places the organism in Eukaryota, Fungi, Ascomycota, Dothideomycetes, Pleosporales, Phaeosphaeriaceae. Gene Ontology annotation, molecular function: DNA binding. The record is from RefSeq and is a predicted model, not a curated record. The transcript is spliced from 2 exons. Bases 1 to 825 code for a protein of 274 amino acids.
AUGCCACCUUUCGGACAUGAUUUGUCCCACGGUGGGAUCCAGAAAGUGGAAGGCUAUGGCGACGCCGAUGCUUGGGUCUGGCCACAGCCAUCGACAACACAACAUUCCUCCUAUCCGAACGUAUUCGAUCCCUCCAUGUAUACCAACUUCACUGCACAAUUGCAACCUCCCACCUCACGCACAGUACCGCGAAACCAUUUGGCGACCGCUGGACCACCGCCGAGAUCCCAUGGACCGCCCGGCCUCAUCAAAGCGCAACCCGCAUUCAAACCAACAUGGCGAGGAUUCCUCGAUACCACCAAGGACGCAAUGACUGUAGUAGAAGCUGCCUUGCAAGGUCGCCUCAGCCACAUCAGCCGUAGGCCGCAUGACAAGGAGCGUGCGGAGAUGUUGACUUCCGGGACCGUCCUUGUAUAUGAGGAGAAUGCAUCAGAGGAGAAAAAGACCGCCCUUAACCCCUCGUGUGGUACCAAACGGAAGCGCAAAGAAAGUGCUGGCCCCACUGUCACAAGGACAGGAGAGAACGUCAACAACUCCGAUGACGAAUUUGAAACCCCAUCCUUCGAUGCUGCCGAUCCGGACUCGAACAACAAGGUCUACGCCAACUUUGCCCAAAGCCUUACACCUGACCAACAGCGUCGCUUCUGCGGGUCGCUCAUCGACAGCUACGAGUUCAAAGAGGGGGGUCUGAUGAAGAAGACAAUCUCUGUCAAAUACCAGGGAACACAUCACCACGUCAUUUCCUACUAUAGUCUCGAAGACGUGGUCAGUGGAAAGCUCAAGCGACCAUACCAAGACGACGAAGCUUGCAGACAUCCACCCUAG